CAGGGUUAUGGUUUCUUCUUCUUCUAUAGUAAUCUUUAUUCACAGGCCGUCGCGAUAUUGGUUUAGGCUAGAAAGAUGACAUCUCGAACCUGGAAUCAGUUUUGGGGUUCCCGUUUUGUCAAGGCCCCUUUACAGAACGGAGUUGGUCGAUACGUUCAGCAGCUGCAAAGAAUUACUCUCAAGUUCUGCAAGACUCAUGGCAAUAGCAAAGGAAUGAGGGAGUACAUAGAGAAAGAACUGAUACACUUUGCGAGAGAAAACCCUGGAGUUGUCGUAUAUGUCAAACCUCGAAGGCACAGAGCACCAUGUCUUAAGGCUGAGUAUUUGAAUGGAGGAGAGGAUUAUAUAUCAACACACCAGCUGCCCUGCCAAGAUAUUGUCCGUUGGAUGGCGUACUUGAAAGGGAAGUCUGGAUACCACACAGAACGACUGCGUAAAUUACAGCAUACUGAUCAUCCUUCCAUUCAGGGACCUUGGACUCCUUGGAUCCAUCGAGACCAACAAAUCAACAUAGCCAAAUACCCAAAUGAGGAAUUAUCCCAUGCACCAGUUACUGAUAAAAGUGCUACUGAAAUUCUUAGAGAACUGUUUGAGAGACAAAAGCUGAUGGAAAGUGAGGAAGGUCCUGCUGAAACAAACGAAUCUUCAGAGAAAAGCUCUUCAAAUUGAGUAGAAAAUCUGAGCAUUUACAGAUAAUGUUUUGUACAGUUGAAGCUUUUGUAGUACUUUUUAUUUGUGAUGUAAUGCAUUACUGUAAAUAUUUUGUAUUUAAAUAAAACCAUAAAAUACCAA
This is a messenger RNA of Macrobrachium nipponense, 792 nucleotides long. RefSeq names its product large ribosomal subunit protein mL43-like (gene mRpL43). Gene Ontology annotation, molecular function: structural constituent of ribosome. Gene Ontology annotation, cellular component: mitochondrial large ribosomal subunit. The coding region runs from base 76 to 669 and encodes 197 amino acids. Lineage: Eukaryota; Metazoa; Arthropoda; Malacostraca; Decapoda; Palaemonidae. The transcript has 4 exons. Gene Ontology annotation, biological process: mitochondrial translation. The record is from RefSeq and is a predicted model, not a curated record.